ACUAAAUCGUUGCGUGAUAAAGGGUUGUAAAUCCCGAUUUCGACCGAGAAAAGUUAUCUGUACAUUCUGUAGACAGAGAAAAUGCCACGAAUUCAGAUAAAAGGUGGUGUUUGGAGGAACACUGAAGAUGAAAUCCUCAAGGCAGCGGUGAUGAAAUAUGGCAAAAAUCAGUGGUCUAGAAUUGCAUCACUGCUACACAGGAAAUCAGCUAAACAAUGUAAAGCCAGAUGGUUUGAAUGGCUGGAUCCAAGCAUCAAGAAGACAGAAUGGGGCCGAGAGGAAGACGAGAAGCUACUCCAUUUGGCUAAGCUCAUGCCCACCCAAUGGAGGACCAUUGCACCCAUCGUAGGACGUACAGCAGCACAGUGUCUGGAGAGAUAUGAAAUCUUACUGGAUCAAGCACAGAAGAAGGAGGCUGAUGGUGAGACCAUGGAUGAUCCUAGGAAGCUCAAACCAGGAGAGAUAGACCCUAAUCCAGAGACCAAACCAGCUAGACCUGAUCCUAUUGAUAUGGAUGAAGAUGAGCUUGAGAUGUUAUCUGAAGCGCGUGCUCGUCUGGCCAACACCCAGGGUAAGAAGGCUAAGCGGAAGGCUCGUGAGAAGCAGCUUGAGGAAGCCCGUCGUCUGGCAGCUCUUCAGAAGCGCAGGGAACUCCGAGCGGCCGGUAUCGAGGUCAACAAGAAGAGGCGUAAGAAGCGAGGAGUGGAUUACAAUGCUGAGAUUCCGUUUGAGAAGAAGCCAGCACCAGGGUUUUACAACACGGCGGAUGAAGCAGUAGCUCCACAUAAUCCAAACUUCAAGCGGCUCAGGAGGGAGGAUAUGGACUUUGCUCGAAGGGAUGAGAUUGAAGAGAAAGAACGAAAGAAGGAUAGACAGAAAUUGAAGAAGAGGAAAGAGAAUGAUUUACCUGGAGCCAUUGCUAUGACAAACAAGAUGGCUGAGCCAAUGAAGAAGAGAAGUAAACUUGUCUUACCUACACCACAGAUAUCUGAUGCUGAGUUAGAAGAGGUUGUGAAGCUUGGGCAAGCCAGUGAGAAUGCUCGUCAGAUCGCUGAGGAAGGGGCUGUUAAUGGUGCAUCAGAUGCUCUCCUCUCAGACUACACCAUGACUCCAGGAACGGCUAAUCUGAGAACACCUCGCACCCCUGCUACACAUGACACAGUACUUCAGGAGGCCCAGAACAUCCUUGCACUGCAGAACGUUGAGACACCAUUGAAAGGAGGUGUAAACACAGCCGUAGGAAGCAGUGAUUUUGAUGGUAUCACACCUAAGAGACAAGCUACACAGACACCUAACAUGGCAUUCAAUACACCAUUCAGAACACCAGGUCAUGAGGGACAAUCAGGUUUGACCCCUCGACUGACCCCUAGGAUGGGUACAGGAGGAGGAGGAGGAGGAGCUACCCCUGGUCAGACCCCUCUCAGAGACAAGCUCAACAUCAACCCGGAGGAAGCGCUCAUGGAAUAUGAUAACAUACACAGUCUCAAACAACAACAGAGGGAGCUGAAGGCCAGUCUUCGUCGAGGUCUGUCAUCACUUCCAGCUCCAAGGAAUGACUUUGAGAUCGUGAUACCAGAAAAUGAUGAGAAGCUUUUAGAGGAGCCUCAGGAGAGCUCAAACUUCAUGGAAGACGCAUCAGAUGUAGAGAAUAGACGCCUUGCAAAGUUAGCUGAAGAGAGAGAGAAGGAGUUGCGGAGUAGAUCCCAGUCGCUCCAGAGAGGUCUUCCAAGGCCUGUGGAUAUCAACACAGCUAUCCUGAGACCUAAGGAUCUUGAGACUCCUAUGACAGAGCUACAGAAGGCUGAGGAGAUGAUCAAGGAAGAGAUGAUAACGAUGCUGCAUUAUGACUCGUUGAAGAACCCAGUAGGGGAUCAACCAGGGGCCAAGAAGAUUGAGAAGCCUUCUAGUAAGAUCAACCCAGCUGUACAUGCAGCGUACCUAGAGCAGACUCCAUAUCACCAGUAUCAAGAGGAGGACAUGAAGAAUGCCAAUGAGUUAUUAAAAGCUGAGAUGGAAGUUGUGAAAGCUGGUAUGUCUCACGGGGAUCUCCCUAAAGAAGCCUACACCCAGGUGUGGGAGGAAUGUCUGGGUCAGGUCCUCUACAUACCAUCUAAGAACAGAUAUACCAGAGCUAACAUGGCCAGUAAGAAAGACAGGAUUGAGUCUGCCGAGAAGAAACUUGAGUCCAAUCGUGGGGUGAUGACGCGAGAAGCUAAGAAAGCUGCCAAGCUUGAGAAGAAGCUGAAGGUGUUACUUGGAGGCUACCAAUCCCGAGCUCAAGGACUCACCAAACAGCUGGCUGAGGUCCAGGAGGAGGGGGAACAAGCCUAUGUAGAACUCUGUACAUUCCAGGAACUACAGAUGAAUGAAGAGAUCGCUGUUCCAAGGAGGAUGGAGUCCUUGAGAGAAGAUGUGAAGCGUCAGAGUGACCGAGAGAGGGAGCUCCAACAACGCUACUCUGAUCUCAUGUUUGAUAGAGAGAUGCUCAGCACACAGAUAACCAAACUGGAGAUGCAACAAGCAGGACCCAAGUUCUAAUCUGAAGAUGAGAGAUGCUAAGCACACAGAUUACCAAACUGGAGAUGCAACAAGCAGGACUUACGUUGUAAUUUCAAGAUCGUGAAAUUACAGAUAAACCCAUUUUCUUGUGAAAUUCUUGAGAAUUUUGGAAGAGCAGAUAAAUCAAGAGUUAAAGGGGGUAUAGCAUGACAAGACUAUGUGUCUUUCCUGUGGCCUGACUCAGGGCCAAUUGGGUGUAAUAUGACUACGGACGACGCGACUGCAGUAACCGAAGCAUGAGGAGAACUUUGGUCUGUUUCGCGAACGCUAGCGCGUGCUGACUGUUAAUCAAGUCCAUUCAUUUACGUGCAGUUGUCCAAAAGAAGUCGUAGAUGGUGUUAACCAGUAUUUGUCAUGCUACACCCCCUUUAAGUACUGCUUAGCCACUCACCCCUUUUUAUGAAUAAAAGAGAGAGAAGAAAUAGGAUAGUUCACUCAGUAUUGUGUUUGGAAAAUCGUUCACAAAUAACAUCUCCUUUUAUACAUCACAGAUCUCUUUGUAAGCUCAAUGUUUAAAUCAUUUUGAUUGCGGUAUUUGGUAAAUUUUAAAUAAUCCAUUUCAGUUAUUCUGAGUUUAUUUUCUGCAUUUACUUGGAGUUUUAUCAUUGAGACCAUGAGAUAUGAAGAACUUCUCUCAUCAAUGCCUGUGCUGUAUUAGUAAUUGCACAUAGUAUGAAGUAUUGCAGUUAUUGACCUGUCAUGUCAUGCUGUUACCAGGCUGUUAGCAUUGUAUGCAAGAUAUCUACAAGUGCAAGAGAUAAUCAGUAUUUUUAUCUUCAAAUUGUGCAUGGACAAUAAUUACAUGUAGUAUUAAAGGUAUACCGGUAGACCAGUUCUGGUCAUGCGAUUGCAUUGUGAAAGAAACGUUGUGGAAUCGAUCAUCUAGCAUAUAAGUAUUGGGUGUUCUGGAAUCAUCAAAAUGUUAAGGAAUUAGGCCCAGUCUUGGUAAAGUUACAAGCACUGUACACAGAAAUAUGUAUAUGGGACUGCGGUAAUAUCUAUCCAGUCCGGAUAGAUAUAAUAAUUUACCAAAUAUAUCAAUUAGUAGGCGGUUUCCGGCAAAAUUUGUGUCAUCACGUAUUAGUCAAAACAUAUUCUUUCACAUGAUUGGUAAUAAAAACCUUUCAUUUCAUUUUUUGAGAGGGCGUUUCCAAAACUGGGUCUUUAUCUUUAAAUGAAUAGUAUUGAGAUCACAUCUGACACACUGUCAUACAGGAAGCAAUUUAAAUCAUCCAAAUUGUGAUUCUUUUGGAUGACAGCUCUUGAGAUUGUGUAAGCAUUUCAUGCGUGUCAGGUCAAAGCAAUUAGCUUCACCAUUUUGUAAUUUAUCCCUUUUCCUGUUAUGAUGAAAACAGAAGGGAGUGUUAUUUGUUAGAAAUAAUUAAUCAACAUCAGAAGUUUUGUAAUAAAAACAAUGAAAGGUUGUAAAAGUACAGUCUUGUAAAGGUUAGUGAUAUGGUUAUGCUGAUUGUACAUAAAGUAUCGAGAGCAAUUGAUUAUGUGCAGAAAUAAAUUUUGACAUGAAUGGUCAGAUUGUACAAAGGA
Messenger RNA from Strongylocentrotus purpuratus (purple sea urchin), 4104 nucleotides. RefSeq names its product cell division cycle 5-like protein (gene cdc5l). The transcript is spliced from 16 exons. The record is from RefSeq and is a predicted model, not a curated record. NCBI's taxonomy places the organism in Eukaryota, Metazoa, Echinodermata, Echinoidea, Camarodonta, Strongylocentrotidae. Bases 82 to 2538 code for a protein of 818 amino acids. Gene Ontology annotation, cellular component: spliceosomal complex; Prp19 complex. Gene Ontology annotation, biological process: regulation of transcription by RNA polymerase II; mRNA splicing, via spliceosome. Gene Ontology annotation, molecular function: RNA polymerase II transcription regulatory region sequence-specific DNA binding; DNA-binding transcription factor activity, RNA polymerase II-specific.